AUGCCAAAAUCUAAAUCAACUAAAUCCAACAUCAAGGAUAACAAGGAUAACAAGGAUAACAAGAAUAUCAAGAACAUCCUCAAACAAGAUGAAUUAGAAGAUUCUUCCUCAGGCGAAGAAGAUUUCGACGGCGUUAGCGAGGAAUCAAUGCAGAAGCUUAUUAAAGUUUUAGGUGAGGAUGGCUUAGAUCAACAAGCUCUAGACCAAUUAGCUUACUUGAAUCAAUUAGAAGGAUCUCAAAAUGGCGAUGACAACGACGACGACGAUGACGACGAUCAAGAGGAUCAAGAAGACCUUGUCGACAAUGAAGCUCUCGUCUCAGGUGAUGACAAUAGCGAAGACGACGAUGAGGAUGAAGAGGAUGACCAAGAAGACGGUGCUGGUUUCAUCAACGACGAGGAAGAGGAUGACGAUGAAGAAAACUCUGAAGAAGAAGAAGACGAAUCCACCCACCCACUCACCCUUGAAGAUGCUCAAGACGUCGAUGAAGAUACUAGAGCACAAAUAACAACCAAAGUAACAGUCAAUAACAAAUCUGCAAUCACACGUAUCCUCAACGACUUCAAACUCUCAGAUAAGUUACCUUUCAUUGAAACACUCGCAGUAACCUCGUCAAAAUCCAUCAAAGACUUAGGUGCAGAAGACGUGUAUGACGAUCUUUCACGUGAAUUAGCCUUCUACAAGCAAUCAUUAGAAGCCGUCGAGAGAGCUAAGCCACAAGUACUCAAAGCUGGCGUUCCUUUCAGUAGACCGAAUGACUUUUUCGCAGAAAUGGUCAAGACUGAUGUACAGAUGGAGAAGAUACGUCAAAAGAUGAUGGAUGAGAAAUCUAACAUUGAAGCUUCUGAAAAGGCACGUAAGCAACGCGAAUUGAAGAAGGUCGGUAAAAAGGUCCAGAAUGAAAAGAUGAUGGAGAGACAGCAAUCCAAGAAGGAUAUGAUCGAUAAGGUUAAAUCUCUCAAGCGUAAGAAAGGUGGCGUUGAUGGCCUUGAAGCUGGUGAUGAUGACUUCGAUAUCCAAUUAGAAGAUGCCCUUGAAGGUGGUAAAGAAGGUAAAGAUGACAAUAAAAAGAGGAAAAUGUCAAGAGGUGCACGCGAUGCUAAAUUUGGCCAUGGAGGUAAAAAGAAGCACGCAAAGUCAAACACUAAAGACUCUACAAAUGCUCCAUUCAAGGGUAAUAAGAAAUCUAGACCAGGUAAAUCCAAGCGGAUUGGUGGAAAGUAA
Molecule: messenger RNA, 1224 nt
Organism: Wallemia ichthyophaga EXF-994
Lineage: Eukaryota; Fungi; Basidiomycota; Wallemiomycetes; Wallemiales; Wallemiaceae
Product: putative rRNA-processing protein ebp2
Exons: 2
Coding region: 1-1224 (407 amino acids)
Biological process (GO): rRNA processing; ribosomal large subunit biogenesis
Cellular component (GO): nuclear periphery; nucleolus; preribosome, large subunit precursor
Source: RefSeq, a predicted model, not a curated record